AUGGCGGUUGGGGACGUCACUUUCUCGUCUGAUGACACCGUCAAGAAGUCCCCAAACGACCAGCGGUUGUACAGAUACAUUGAGCUUCAGAAUGGUCUCUGUGCUCUGCUUGUUCACGAUCCUGAAAUUUAUGCCCCAGGACCAGUAAAAGCUUCUGGAAACUCCCAAGGAACUGAAGAUGAUGAAGAAGAAGAAUCUGACUAUGAGGACGAAGAAGAAGAUGAAGAGGGGGACGAUGAAGGAGAAGAAGGAGAUGGAGAUGAUGAAGAUGAAUCGGAAGGUGAAGAAGGGAAUGAAGAUAAGAAGGACUCCUCUCAUAAGAAGGCAGCCGCCGCUAUGUGUGUAGGAAUGGGCAGCUUCUUGGAUCCGUAUGAGGCACAGGGUCUUGCGCAUUUCCUUGAGCACAUGCUAUUUAUGGGGAGUACUGAAUUCCCAGAUGAGAAUGAGUAUGACAGUUACUUGUCCAAGCAUGGGGGCUCCUCUAAUGCAUAUACAGAGACAGAGCAUACUUGCUACCAUUUUGAGGUUAAAAGAGAGUUUCUUUAUGGUGCCUUAAAGAGGUUCUCUCAGUUUUUUGUUUCACCUUUAGUAAAGGCUGAAGCCAUGGAGCGUGAGGUACUUGCUGUUGAUUCAGAAUUUAAUCAGGUGUUGCAAAAUGAUUCAUGCCGCCUACAGCAAUUGCAGUGCCAUACAUCUGCUCCUGGUCAUCCUUUUAAUCGAUUUUUUUGGGGGAAUAAGAAGAGCCUUUCUGAUGCCACGGAGAGGGGAGUCAACUUAAGGGAGCAGAUUUUCAAAUUAUAUCAUGAUAAUUACUAUGGCAAAAAGAUGAAACUAGUUAUCAUAGGGGGAGAGACUCUAGAUGUCCUUGAGAGUUGGGUUCUUGAAUUAUUUAGCACUGUCAAGAAAGGCGAUAUGGUAAAAUCCAGUUCCAGACUGGAAACUCCUAUCUGGAAAGCUGGCAAGCUUUAUUGGUUAGAGGCAGUUAAAGAUGUUCAUAUCCUAGAAUUAUCGUGGACAUUGCCUUCUCUUCGGAAGGAUUAUUUGAGGAAAGCUGAAGACUAUUUGGCACAUCUACUUGGGCAUGAGGGCAGAGGGAGUUUGCUUUUCUUCUUAAAAACCAAAGGCUGGGUUACCUCCAUAUCUGCUGGUGUUGGAGAUGAAGGAAUGCAUAGGUCCUCAAUAGCUUACAUCUUUGGCAUGUCAAUACACCUAACAGACUCUGGCUUGACAAAGAUAUUUGAGAUCAUUGGUUUUGUCUAUCAAUACCUCAAGUUAUUGCGGGAAGUUUCCCCACAGGAAUGGAUAUUUAAGGAACUCCAAGAUAUUGGGUUAAUGGAAUUCAGAUUUAUAGAGGAAGAGCCUCAAGAUGAAUAUGCUGCAGAACUUGCAGAGAAUUUGCUUGUUUAUCCUCCUGAAGAUGUUGUUUAUGGUGACUAUGCAUAUGAGAUUUGGGAUGAGCAGUUGAUAAAGUACAUUUUGGGUUUCUUCAGGGCAGACAAUAUGAGAGUUGACAUAGUAACGAAGUCAUUAAAUAAUUCUAGCGAUGUUCAAUGUGAACCAUGGUUUGGAUCACAAUAUGUUGAAGAAUAUAUACCCUCAUCUCUGUUGGAAUUGUGGAAGGAUCCUCCAGAGAUUGAUGUGUCACUACAUUUACCUGCAAAGAAUGAUUUUAUUCCAUCAGAUUUUUCAAUUCGUGCUGACACAAUAUCUUGUGAUGGAGGGAACGCUCCAAAAUGCAUUCUUGAUGAACCCUUGAUGAAGUUUUGGUACAAGCUGGAUAAAACUUUUAAGCUUCCUCGUGCCAAUACUUAUUUCCGUGUUACCCUUAAAGGGGCCUACAGUAAUUUGAGAAAUGCUCUACUGACUGAAUUAUUUGUCCUCCUUUUAAAAGAUGAGCUGAAUGAGAUUGUCUAUCAGGCUAGUGUGGCCAAAUUAGAAACUUCUGUUUCCUUGUAUGGUGACAAGUUGGAGCUAAAAGUGUACGGUUUUAAUGAUAAGCUACCAGUUCUUUUAUCAAAAGUUUUGGCAGUGACCAAGUCUUUCUCACCUAAAGAUGACCGCUUUUUGGUCAUUAAGGAAGAUAUGGAAAGAACUUUGAAGAACACCAACAUGAAGCCUUUGAAUCAUGCAUCAUACUUGAGACUCCAAGUUUUGUGCAAGAGCUUCUGGGAUGUGGAGGAGAAGCUAUACUUAUUAAAUAACUUAUCUCUUGCCGAUCUGAAGGCUUUUCUUCCAGAUCUUCUUUCCCAGUUAUAUAUUGAGGGUCUUUGCCAUGGCAAUAUGCUGGAAGAAGAAGCUGUAAAUAUAUCAAGUAUAUUUACAAGUUAUUUCUCUGUACCACCACUACCGGCUGAAAUGAGGCAUGAAGAGUAUGUUAUGUGUCUUCCUUCUGGUGCUGACCUGGUUAGAGAUGUACGAGUGAAAAAUAAACUGGAUACAAACUCAGUGGUUGAGCUCUAUUUUCAGAUUGAACCUGAAGUAGGCUCUGAAUUGAUCAAACUAAAAGCACUGGUAGAUCUUUUUGAUGAAAUUGUGGAAGAACCACUCUUUGAUCGGCUAAGGACAAAGGAGCAACUUGGGUAUGUUGUUGAUUGUAGCCCGAGGGUAACAUACCGCAUAUUGGGCUUUUGCUUUCGAGUUCAGUCUUCUGAGUAUGACCCUAUAUACUUGCAAGGAAGGAUUGAUAACUUCAUAAAUGACGCAAAAGAGAUAUUGGAUAACCUUGAUGACGACUCUUUUGAAAGUUUCAAAAGUGGGCUUAUGGCAAAGCUUCUUGAGAAAGAUCCAUCUCUUUCAUAUGAAACAAAUCGUCUAUGGGGUCAAAUCGUAGAUAAAAGGUAUAUGUUCGACUUGUCCGAGAAGGAAGCAGAAGAGCUUAAAAGCAUUCGCAAAAGUGACUUGAUCGAGUGGUACCAUACUUAUUUAAAACAACCGUUUCCCAAAUGUAGAAGGCUUGCUGUGCGUGUUUGGGGUUGCAACACCCAACGGAAAGACACUGAUGCCGGUGUGGAACCUGCUAAGGUCAUCAAAGAUCCGACAGCCUUCAAGAAGUCAUCUGAGUUCUAUCCAAGCUUUUGUUAAAAACUUCAAAUUAUGUCACCAUAGUUUUUUUUGUUAACAGGUAGUGCAGAGAACCAUUUUACAGGACUAGUGAAAUAUGCUGCAGCUUGCAGUGGACUAUAUCCAAUUUUAUGCUUGGCAGUUGGCAAAAAAGAUAUUUAAACAAGACAGUUGUUUGAGUAUUGAGGAGUAUACCUUUGUCUGCCUUUACUGAAAGUCAA
Molecule: messenger RNA, 3281 nt
Organism: Ipomoea triloba (trilobed morning glory)
Lineage: Eukaryota; Viridiplantae; Streptophyta; Magnoliopsida; Solanales; Convolvulaceae
Product: nardilysin-like
Exons: 19
Coding region: 1-3081 (1026 amino acids)
Biological process (GO): proteolysis
Cellular component (GO): cytosol
Molecular function (GO): metal ion binding; metalloendopeptidase activity
Source: RefSeq, a predicted model, not a curated record